UCCCCCCACAGUUUAAGGCUUUAAACAUUUUAGGCCGCGGGAACUCUCGCUCUCUCUCUCUCUCAUCACAAGCACUGCCGGAACCAUAUAGACAGUCACUGAAACUUGAGUUUGUGUUAAAAUGUCUUUCUUUACCAUGUCAAUUCUACAGAAUAGUUUGCUUCCUUCUAAGUCCAUCCCUGACAUUUCAUUCUCUCGUAGUCAUAAGCUCAACAUCUUCCACCACCACCACCACACACCCACUUCCAAACUUCAACCUCCAACGGCCACGACCGACUUAAACCAAAGAUACACACAAGCCCAUCUUACUUCAAUCGCCAACAGAACCACCAACCAUGUUAAUUCAAGCUCAGAAAUCAAUGACACUGACAUUGCUCACUGUCUUUCUCUACUGAACACUGACUGCUUGUCUGAUAUAAGACAAGUCCAUGCUCAAGCUUUGAAGCUGAACGCUUUUGAAUCAAAUAGUUUGAUUGGAAACAAGCUGACCAUUUUGUACUCAAAGAAUAAGGAGUCUCUAAAAAUUGCACUCAAGGUGUUUGAUAAUAUUCCUGAAAGAACAGUAUCUGCUUAUGCCGCGUUGAUAAGGGCGUUUUGUCGGUUGGAGCAAUGGGAAGAACUUUUUUCAGUGUUUGGAUCGAUGAUUGAUGAGGGUAUGCUCCCUAAUAAAUACUUGGUGCCCACAAUUCUUAAAGCAUGUUCUGCGAUGGAAAUGUUUAGGAGUGGUAAAAUGAUUCAUGGUUAUGUGAUUAGGAAGGAAUUGGAGUCGGAUGUUUUUGUUGGAAAUGCACUUAUUGACUUGUAUGCAAAUUGUGCCGAUUUGAGACUAUCAAGAAAUGUAUUUGAUUCGAUGAAGGAACGAGAUGUAGUUUCAUGGACUGCCCUUAUUUCGGCUUGCAUGGAUGAAGGCUAUUUGGAUGAGGCAAUGGAGAUUUUUCAUUCCAUGCAGUUAAAUGGAGUGAAUCCUGAUUUGAUUUCUUGGAAUGCACUUGUAUACGGCUUGGCAAGGAAUGGAGAGAUUGCUUUGGCCCUUUUAACUUUGGAAGAGAUGCAAGAAAAAGGGCUCAAGCCGAGGGUUAAUUCUUGGAAUGGAAUCAUCUCUGGGUGCGUUCAAAAUGGAUAUUUUAAAGAUGCUUUGGAUGCAUUCAGUAAUAUGUUAUGUUUUCCUGAGGAUCCAAAUUCUGUUACAAUUGCGAGUAUCCUACCAGCCUGUGCAGGCUUAAAGGAUCUGAAUUUAGGCAGGGCUGUUCAUGGAUAUGCUCUGAAAUGUGAGCUUUGUGGAAAUGUUCAUGUGGAAGGAUCGUUAAUUGAUAUGUAUGCCAAAUGUGGUAGGAUUGAUUAUGCAGAAAAAGUUUUUGUCAAGGUGGAGAACAGGAACACUGCUAUGUGGAAUGAGAUGAUUGCAGCUUAUGUGAAUGAGAGAAAAAUGAAGGAGGCAUUAGAGCUUCUUAGACUGAUGAAAAAGGAUGGCUUAAGACCUGAUGUGAUAACUUACAACACACUACUUGCUGGGAAUGCAAGAAAUGGGCAAAUGAAAGAGACAUAUGAUAUGCUGUAUGAGAUGAUCCGGAUGGGCUUGAAGCCAGAUAUAGUAUCUUUUAAUGUUUUGAUUUCUGGUUUUCAACAAUCUGGACUUAGUUAUGAAGCUCUGAAAUUGUUCCAGAUCAUGCAAUCCAAUGGUUGCUUUCUUAAUCAGGUGCUCGUGGCAACUAGUCCAAAUGCUGUCACAACCACUGGUGCUCUUGCAGCUUCUGCUGAUCUAAAUUUAUUGAAACAAGGGAAGGAAAUCCAUGGAUAUGCAUUGAGGAAUGGGUUUGAGUCUAAUAUCUAUGUUUCGAGUGCCUUGAUUGACAUGUACAUGAAAUGUCAUAAUAUGGAUUUGGCAACUCAAGUAUUCAGGAGAUUAGAGAACAGAAACACAAUUUGUUUGAAUAUUUUGAUUGCUGGCCACGUCAGUAAUGCACAGCUAGAAGAGGCUCUUGAACUUUUCAAUGAGAUGCUGCUAGAAGGCCUCAAACCUAGCUCAAUUACAUUUUUUAUUCUUCUCCCUGCCUGUGGUGAUAUGGGAGCUCUUAGAGUUGGGAGAGAACUACAUGGCUACAUCAUAAAGAAUCAGUUUGUUGAUGAUUCGAACAGUUCUCUUGCAAGUGCUUUAAUUGGCAUGUACGCCAAGUGCAGUAGCAUUGUGGAGGCUAAAUCAGUGUUUGACUCUGGAGUUGUAGAAGAUGGUUCUCUAUGGAACUCUAUGAUCUCUGCUUAUUUGAUUCAUGGAAUGGACAAGGAUGCCAUUGCCUUAUUUAAACAAAUGGAGUUAAUGGGAAUUGAACCUGACCAUACCUUUUCUGCACUUCCGUCAGCUUGUGCUCAUGAUGGUCUAGCAGAAGAGGCACGGAAAUAAUUAGUUUUGAUGGAGAAUAGGUUUGGGAUCACUGCUGAUUUAAAACAUUUCACAUGCAUUGCUGGUAUUUUGGGUGGUGCUGGUUGAAUUCAUCAUACAAUUGCCAUAUGUACCUGAUUGUUGUAUCAGCGGACUACACUUAAAGAGCUGAAUUAGCCCCCUGAUAACAGAGAAUGGUUAUGGUCGUAUGCCCCUACAGACCGUCUCUUCAGGGAUGCAGGAAUCGGCUCCUACAGUGAUGAGCUUUGUUAGGGCCCCUGCCUAACUUUAUAAAUGUAGAUGCCCUAGAUAUUGUAAACUUAAAAUAACUACUAGGCAGCGAAAGGGAGAGUGACAGACGUUUUUCCUUUGACCCAGUUUUGAGAAUGAAAAUGGUCCGAGCCAUUCUCUUGCUUGCACACUGAGACGGUGGUCAUGUUUUGGCACUAACUCUUCUACCGUUCACCAUCCUAUUGCCUAAACAAAAAGAAUGGUUUUAACUCACAUGUUUAUCUUCUCUUUCUUCCCCCCUUGCCCCAAAAGACUUCCUUUACCACUCCAUGUGGAUGAGCACCUUAAAAUGAAGAGAGAACAUUCAAAGUCCAUAUGAAACUAAGUCUGAGAGAAGUAUAGAAUGUUUUAGCAAAGCUGGCAGCACAAACAAAAUGGGAAAGGGUGAAUUAAAAUUUUCCUAUAAAGAAUAAUAGGUCAACACAUGAAUGUUCUCGAAGAUACAAAUUGAGUCAGUGCCGCCUUCUGAAAACAAAAGUAUGUGAAGUACCUGGAUGUGGCAAAUCAAAACAAACUUGUAAAGCCUGGAUGCCAAGGACUACAUUUGUGUUGGCAUAAGAUAAGUAUAAUAUAACAAUGUUCAAAAAGGCUUCACAAGCUGAUGGAAAGAUCAGG
This is a messenger RNA of Quercus lobata, 3283 nucleotides long. RefSeq names its product pentatricopeptide repeat-containing protein At1g19720-like. Gene Ontology annotation, biological process: RNA modification. The transcript has a single exon. The record is from RefSeq and is a predicted model, not a curated record. NCBI's taxonomy places the organism in Eukaryota, Viridiplantae, Streptophyta, Magnoliopsida, Fagales, Fagaceae. Bases 122 to 2398 code for a protein of 758 amino acids. Gene Ontology annotation, molecular function: protein binding; RNA binding.